This is a messenger RNA of Daphnia carinata, 4185 nucleotides long. Its product is annotated as tetratricopeptide repeat protein 21B-like. Gene Ontology annotation, molecular function: protein binding. The record is from RefSeq and is a predicted model, not a curated record. Gene Ontology annotation, biological process: intraciliary retrograde transport; protein localization to cilium. NCBI's taxonomy places the organism in Eukaryota, Metazoa, Arthropoda, Branchiopoda, Diplostraca, Daphniidae. Gene Ontology annotation, cellular component: intraciliary transport particle A. Bases 70 to 4014 code for a protein of 1314 amino acids. The transcript has 5 exons.
AGUGAAAUUUAACGCAGUGCUGCAGUUCUCAAUAUCUUUUUUGGUGUAUUUGUUGUAAAACACAGAGAAAUGGACGAUAGUAAAACAGAGGUGAGAUUACGUUGUCUAUUUAGGGAACAAUUGUAUCAAUCAGCAGCUGAGGCAACACACGAAGCUAGAACACCAAUUGACGGCCUCGAUAAAUUUUACCGGGCGCUUGCAAUGCUAUUCACAAAUAAGAUUGAUGAUGCCCUCAGCCUGUUAACUCCUUUAAAUGCAGACCCUCUUCUUAACUUAAGUGCCAUCCUAGCAUCUAUCCAUAUUUAUAAACAUUUCAAAAACAUUGAUACUGGUGAAACAAUUGCCCAGCUAGAAGCAACACUUAGAGCUGAAAGAAAGAAAGCCAAUGAAAAAUCUCUUUAUUAUGCCGCACUUUUCCUUCAUUUGAACAAUCGUCAGGAAAAGGCAAGAGAAUAUGUUGAAAGAGCAUUGAGUCAUAAUUCAGGCUCAAAUAGUAUAGACUGUGUCAUCCUCAAGGGCUGGAUUGAAUUAAUGUCAAUCAGAGACAAGCCUAGAAAGAAAAGCCCUCUGGAAUAUUUUGAAUCUGCCAUUUCAAUUGACAGCUUUGCUAUUGAAGCACAUCAAGGCAAAAUUAGAUGUCUUAUUCAAUCUGAUAAUGUUUCAGAAAUUUUUCCCAGUUUAAACCAGAUGAUUUCUAAUUUUCCAAACAAUCAAGAAUUUUUAGUCGAAAAGUUACGCGCUCACCUCGCUGCUAAAGAUUGGGAUGCCGUCAGUGAUUCGACGAAGAAAAUUAAUAACAUCUCUAAUCCUCUCAUUAUAAAAAUACUCGAGAUACAAAUAUUAGCGACAAUUUGUCACGAUGGUAGUUUCGUGGACGCUACACCCCUUCUGAAGAAACUGUUUUCAGCACUCGAAAAGUAUGAAUUGACCAAUGGAGAGCUCUUUGUUAAUGCAGCCAGACUCUUCUCCAGAGUUUGUGGUAGGCAUAUACCUAUUCUCAAUGAAUGUCAAGUAUUCGUUGAGAAAGCCAUCAAACUGGACGAAAAGAAUACCAGUUUCCUUUUCGAAUUGGCCCAGCAACAGGUGUUACAGAGUCGAUUUAAAGAAGCCUUGGCGACUCUGAAAAAGAUUAGCCAAAUAGGAGAAACAUCAGUCGAUGUCAUGUUAGUGAAAAUACAUUGUCUUUUGCACGACGACCAGUUUGAAGCCGCUCAACAGCAGUUGAACAUAAUGGAAGAAUUACAUUAUAAUACAUCAACUCGCCCCACCUUCUUGUUGGCGCAAGCCAUGCUGCUACGACAAACAGAUCCCACAAAAGCCCUUCAGCUUCUGAAACUUGCUUAUCAACUUCAGAUAAAAAACGCUAGUGGAAUUUCAUAUGGAGUUGAGUACUUAAGCAAUUUCAACCCAGAUUUUUUACUAUCAGUUGCUGAAGAAUACUUUGAACAUCAUAACCCUGAAAAUUCGCCACAGACCUUACUUGAAUUGUCUAGCCUUUUGGCUAGCGUAGUCCAGGCGUGCCCUGGGUUACUGCCUGCAUUGUAUAGAUUGGCUAACGCAAAUUUCAUCGCUGGUGAUUACCGAGCAGCAAGCGCCACUUUACACCACAUUAUUGAUCAUGUCGAUCCCACUUACAUUGAAGCAUAUUUGCUUAUGGCUGAAAUCGGCAUCAAUCAAAAUAACCUUGCCCAGGCAGCGCAGUACCUUGAAAUGGGGCUGAGCUAUAACUUUCAAGUGCGUGAACACCCAAGGUAUCACCUUCUUUUAGCCAAAAUUCAGCGCCAGAGGAAGGAUACCGAUGCAUGUCUUUCAAGCAUCCGAAUGGCCAUGAUUUUGAGUGGAAUGAGACCGUCCAGUGCAGGAAUAAAACGUUCUAAGUAUCCCUUCACCUUAGGUGAAAAGGCGGUCACCUAUUUAGAACUCUUCCACGUGUUGAUGACUUCUGAUCAGAAAGAAGACGCCGGGCAAAUAAUUCAGGAAGCUUUACAUGAACUACGAGGGACCCCACAAGAAGGAGUUAUCCUCUUAGCUGAGGUUGAUCACUUACUUAAUGAGGAUGAUGUGGAUGGUGCUAUUAUGAAACUCAAAGCUUUGCCAGAUUCCCAUCCGCAGCAUUUACAGGCUCGUGAAAAGAUGGCUGAUAUCUAUUUGCAUCGCCUACAAGAUGAGGCACUGUAUCUCCAAUGUUACCGUGAUAUCGUUCGUCAGCUCCCCAACGUUCACAACCUAACUCUGCUAGGUGAUGCUCAUUUGGCAUUGCAUCAAGUAGACCAGGCAGUAUCAGCCUAUGAAGAUGCAUUAAAGCUUGAGCCGCGCAACUUUGAACUCGCUUCGAAAAUAGGGGCGGCUUUGAUUCUGACCCAUCAGUAUACCAAAGCACUGAAUUACUACAAAGACGCAUUACGCAAUGAUGAUUCAUCUCCUCAUCCAGCAUUGCGCAUCGAAUAUGCUACACUUCUGUAUCGCCUUGGACAGCUGGACAAAGCAGAAAAGAUUAUUAGUGACGCGCUGCUUCCUAACAUUCAACAAGCCAGAGGAGAUGCAGACAGGCUGAUGCAAGAAGUUAAACUUUUGCAACUACUUGCCAAAAUACAUGAAAAAGGUGGGAACCAAGAAGAAACCAUUUCUUCACUACGGAAAUGCCAGAGCAUCAUAGGAUCAUUAGUGAAAAAGGUUGAUCAGUCGGAAAACAUUCACGAGCAAAGGAAGAUUGCAGCAAACAUUGCUAUUCAAAUGGCUGGCCAUGCCUUGUCGGUUGAACGUGAUAUCGAUGCAGCCAUACGGCUUUACCGCGAGGCUCUGUCUCAUGCGCCGGAUGAUAUCCAUUGCAUGGCUCAAUUGGCUAAAGUUUAUUUGCAAGCAAACGACGUGGAACACUGCCAAUACAUGUGCAAGUCAUUGCUUAAAAUUGAUCGUGAAAAUGAUCAAGCCAUGAUGAUGGUGGCUCAGAUCGCCCUUCGAAAAAACGACUUGGAAACGGCAACACUACAUUUCCGGCAAGCAUUAGAGCGCCAGCCCUGCCAUUACGAAAUGUUGGGGCAGUUUAUCGACGUUUGCCGACGACGUGGGAAUAUCUCAGAUGCGAACGUAGCUCUCCGGUCUGCUGAAAUCAAUUCUGCCCAUGGCCAAAACGAACCAGGACUUAGCUAUUGUAGAGGAUUAUACGAAUUCUACUCUGGCCAAUAUAAUGUAGCGUUGUUAGCCCUCAACCGAGCGCGAGGACAUGCUGUUUGGGGCCAGUAUGCCAUUCGUGUCAUGCUAGAUAUAUGCCUAAAUAGCGACAGCGAAACUCUGGAAAACGUAACUGAUCUGGAUGCUGAAUACGAAGUCCAAGACACGGAAUUAAUGGCACUGCACACAGCGGCAAAACUACUACAAGAGUUAUCAAUUGUCGAAGGUGAUGAAAUGCAAACCCACAUAUUGUACCCUAAUCUAUAUUUGCUAGCGACGCGUCAGAAAACGAACGUGGAGCGAGCGUUGUCGGAUUUGACUGCAUUUGCAAACAAAAGCAAUCAACAGGAUAAUCCUGGUAUAGUUUUUGGUAUUGCAACUGCACACUUACUACUAAAACAGACGCAGCGAGCUAGAAAUCAACUCAAGCGUCUCAUCAAAGCGCCAUGGACUCUAGAGGAAGGUGAGUAUUUGGAACGCUGCUGGCUUUUGUUAAGUGACAUAUACAUUCAAGCCGGUCAAAACAAAAUGGAAGUUGCUAAUGAACUUCUACGACGUGUCCUCACCUACAAUCGGUCAUGUGCAAAAGCUUACGAAUACCUUGGCUAUAUAAUGGAAAAAGAACAAUCAUUUCGCGAAGCAGCUGAGCAUUUUGAAAAUGCAUGGAAAUUGACGAAUCAGAACAAUGCUCUAGUUGGUUAUAAACUAGCCUUGAGCUACCUAAAAGCAAAGCAAUAUCCUGACGCCAUCGACAUCAGCCAAUCUCUGCUGAUUAAAUAUCCAAAUCAUCCUCGCGUUCGCAAGGAUGUACUAGAAAAAGCUAUAUCCAAUUUAAGAUCUUAAUUUUAUUUAUACCAUCUCUUUUCAAAUGCUGUGAAUAACCGAUCCGUCCUACGUAAUAGUUCUCGCAUGUAUUUGUUCCACGCGCAAAUUAUCCCUAUAAUUAUUUAUGUAAAUCAUUGCUAAUUUGUGCCAACUAUAGCGUACAGAUAUAUACACAGAUUAGCAGAUGGA